AUGUCGGGAUCCCUUCUGGAUGCGAAGCUCUUGCUAGUAGCCGGGAGAGUAGCGACUCGAUGCACGGUGGCGGCCUGUCCUGAUAAGCAAGGGUCCGGCGGCCUUCUCUUCGCUACUGCCCCGCUGGCUGGUCGCGCAGCAGCGUACCUGCGUGCCAAGCAGGCCAAUGAACCGGUCCAGAAAUACGUUCAAGAAGUGAUCACUCGAGACAAAGCAGCUCAAAGUCUGCGACCCUCCUUAGGAAGCACUCAGCGAAUCAUUCAGGAACUCCGUUCUUCCAAGCAAGUGAAAAGGAAGGAAAACCGUUAUCGUGUAAUAGCCAGCCAUCGACCUAACUGCACUGAAACAGUUGCACCUGUCAUAAAUGGCGAGGCAUCGAUUGAUGGUGACAGAUCAGACUCUGAAUCAAUGGAAGAUGCUUCACAAAAGGAGAGCGGUGCCGUUGAUAAGAGUUUGGACUGCUGUGGGAAAUUCCAGUUGUUUGAUAUUGAACAAGAAGAGGAGGUGGUAGGAGACUCCAGUGUAACUGCUGCAAACCCACAGAAGACUGAUCCAGAUGUGAUUCUUUGCAAUGCAGUAGAGAUGAUCCGUGAGCGUUUAAAUGUUUCUGAAGAUGGUAAAAAAGAACACCGUGAGAAGGAAGAUGAGUAUGUUUAUGACAUCUACUAUAUGGAAACAUCAGCCCCUGGUUGGAUCCAAAAUAUCCUUUCUGUACAGCCCUAUAGAGAAGACUAUGAACUGGUAGAUGAUGAUCAUAUUCCAGGGGAAAUAUAUGAAGAUGAAGAUGAUGAAAAUGAUGAAAAUAACUGGCGUAAUGAUUAUCCUGAUGAAGAUGAAUUCUUACCUGAGGAAGAUGGUGAUGGAGAAAAAGAGUCUGAAGAGAGCUUCAGUGAUGAGGACCAAUGUUACAGAAGAAGAACAUGGAACAAAUACCGGCAGGAGGUUCUACAGGAAUUUGGAUAUGAUGAGAUCCAGGAUUUGGAUUCUGACUAACAGCCCUUUUUUGAAGAUUAAAUGCACACU
Molecule: messenger RNA, 1023 nt
Organism: Aptenodytes forsteri (emperor penguin)
Lineage: Eukaryota; Metazoa; Chordata; Aves; Sphenisciformes; Spheniscidae
Gene: SLC7A6OS
Product: solute carrier family 7 member 6 opposite strand
Exons: 6
Coding region: 1-993 (330 amino acids)
Biological process (GO): developmental process
Source: RefSeq, a predicted model, not a curated record